UAUAAACCCUGUUUUUGAAUUACAAUGUUACUGACCUGCAAAAUAUUAUUUUGCAUCUUAGUCUUAAUUACAUUGUAAUCUACAAACAGCAGCGACAUCUGGCGACCAACUGUUGUUGGUCAAACGUCUUAAAAUCCAGAUUUUUAUUUAUGAUCUGCUACGAACUACUACGAAUAAUAGAAAACAAUAAUAACAUUCAUAAUCAUAAUAAUAAUAACCAAAGCAAUAAUAAAUGACAAUGCACUCCGGUCAAAGAACAAAGCUCCAUUUCAAAAGAAAUGGCUUUGAAGCAUUGUAAUUCAGCUUCAUUUUGAUUUUCAUGUUGCGAUCUUGGUGGAUGAGCAGCGUCCGCCUGGUUCAACAAAGACCGGGGGGGCGUGCGCCUCCUCUCCAGAUGUGUCAGGACCUUUAAGCGCUCACGGCUUGUUCCUGUAGCGCCAUGACCAGAUCUGAGCGUCGACCAAUCGCAGGCGACAGCGAAACUGCCGUGACAGUGAUCUGCGCGGUGAUUGGACGUCCUCGACAUGAGGUUGCACCAUGGAUCUCGUGCUCGAUGUAGCCGACAGCUACGUCCUCACGCCGUAUGUUUACCCGGCCUCGUGGCCGGAGGACGGUGCUCUGCGGCAGAUUCUCAGCCUGCUGGUGCUGACCAACCUCGGGGCGGCGAUACUGUACCUGGGCCUGGGAGCCAUCAGCUACUUCUUCGUCUUUGACCACAGUCUGAUGAAGCACCCGCAUUUCUUGGAGAACCAGGUUCGGAGGGAGAUCAAGUACGCCAUGACCUCGCUGCCAGUCAUCAGCAUCCCCACUGUCGCCCUGUUUUUCGCCGAAGUGCGAGGAUACAGCCGGCUGUACGACAACGUCGACCAGUCUCCUCUGGGAUGGAGCGGGCUCUUCCUCAGCAUGAUCUCCUUCCUGUUCUUCACCGACAUGUGUAUUUACUGGAUUCAUCGUUUCCUGCAUCACAAGCUGAUUUACAAGCUCUUCCACAAGCCUCACCACGUGUGGAAGAUCCCCACCCCCUUCGCCAGCCACGCCUUCCACCCGGUGGACGGCUUCAUGCAGGGUCUGCCCUACCACAUCUACCCCUUCCUCUUCCCGCUGCACAAGGUCCUCUACCUGCUCCUCUAUGUCUUCGUCAACAUCUGGACCAUCUCCAUCCACGACGGCGACUACCGCGUCCCCGGCUUCCUGGCCGGCGCUGUCAACGGCUCCGCCCACCACACGGACCACCACCUCUUCUUUGACUACAACUACGGGCAGUACUUCACCCUGUGGGACCGGCUGGGCGGCUCCUACAGGCACCCGUCUGCACUGAUGGGGAAGGGACCCAUGGAUCUGAUCCGAAAACUUCAAGGAGAAGGGAAGCGAGCCGGCGGAGGGGAAGGCCACCACUUGGCAGCUAAGGAGGAGUAACUCCAGCCUGAAUUCAAACACAAACUGUGCUCGGCUGUUUAUAGGGCUGCUUCCCCCCAUCUGAAGUUUAAUACUAUUCACCAGAUCAUCAGCUGUUUCACCUUCAACUGCAGCUCCUCGCGUUUUAAUCUUCAACCCACUGACUCUCCCAUAACAUGUUUCAAGGUCGAAACAUAGGUCACUCUGUGUUUGUAAAAAAACUGUACAUAUAGGAUCAGAUUCAAACGCUGCACUGUGAGGCACUUUCGUGCCAAUAAGUGGUGUUUGCAUGAAUUUAUUUUUAUAUAAUAGAUUUCCCCCGAAGAGCAGGACAAAUGUGGCCGUUUAUCCCAAGAUGCCGCACGUGCACAUAUUAAAUUUUUGUUUAUUUGGUUGUAAGUAUUUGUUUUAUAUCGUUUACAACUAAGAAAAAU
Molecule: messenger RNA, 1829 nt
Organism: Synchiropus splendidus (mandarinfish)
Lineage: Eukaryota; Metazoa; Chordata; Actinopteri; Syngnathiformes; Callionymidae
Product: lathosterol oxidase-like
Exons: 5
Coding region: 538-1416 (292 amino acids)
Molecular function (GO): oxidoreductase activity; iron ion binding
Source: RefSeq, a predicted model, not a curated record